AUGUCGGGUCGUGGAAAAACUCUUGGAUCUGGCGUUGCUAAGAAGUCAACGACGAGGAGCAGCAAAGCCGGUCUCCAGUUUCCGGUGGGUCGUAUCGCCAGAUUCCUCAAGAACGGCAAAUACGCCGAACGUGUCGGUGCCGGAGCUCCGGUCUACUUGGCCGCCGUUCUCGAAUACCUCGCCGCAGAGGUUUUGGAAUUGGCUGGAAAUGCAGCGAGGGAUAACAAGAAGACAAGAAUCGUGCCACGUCACAUUCAAUUGGCGGUUAGGAACGAUGAGGAACUGAGCAAGUUGCUUGGAGAUGUUACGAUUGCUAAUGGAGGUGUGAUGCCUAACAUUCACAAUCUUCUUCUUCCCAAGAAGACUGGGGCUGCUUCCAAACCUUCCGGUGACGACGAUUAG
Arabis nemorensis is the source of this 402-nucleotide messenger RNA. Lineage: Eukaryota; Viridiplantae; Streptophyta; Magnoliopsida; Brassicales; Brassicaceae. The record is from the annotation of a GenBank genome assembly.